AUGGAAUCUAUCCGCUGUGAGGAUUAUCCUCCUGAACAGAUCUGCAUGAAACCCAAUCAGCCUGUCUCUGAAGACACUGGUUCUAGUGUUGGAGAAGAGGGCACUGUGCUGGGUGAUGGCUGUGAGGUGAAGCCUUGCAGGAAAGUGGCUGUGAUUCAAUGCUGUACAGUAACCUUGGCUUCUGUUUCCUGCGCUUCUAAAGCAGAUCUAGGAAGACGCACCUCCACUCCAGCACCCCAGAGCAAAAUCCCUUCUGAUGGGAAACUGCAGCGUAAGCAGAAACACAGAGAGUCGACACCCCAAGAUGAAUAUGUGAAGAAACUGAGAACUCGCUCGGUUCAGAAUCUUUCUGCACAAGAUAGCCGACCACUUCCUGUGGGAUAUACAGCGACUCCACAUCCCGACAGUUCUGCAACCCAGGGCAACUUAAUUUCCCUACAAACUCCCCAGCAGAUUUCUUCAGAGCAGAUCUUGUAUCACUGUCCUGAAUGUGUCACCAAUUUCAGUGACCGGGGAAAGCUGAAAAUACACCAGUGUAGUCACACGGAGGAGAAACCGUUUCACUGUUCAGAGUGUGGGAAGAGUUUUACUCGGAAAAGCAGACUUCAGUUACACCAGCGAAUUCAUAAGGCAGAGAAACUGUACGUGUGUCCACUAUGUGGGAGGAGUUUCAAUCGGAAAGACAACCUGAAAAUGCACCACACAAAAAUCCACACGGGAGAGAAACCAUACGAGUGUCCUGACUGUGGGAGGCGUUUUAAUCAGAAAUGUAACCUCCAAACACACCAGCGAAUUCACACAGGAGAGAAACCGUUUCACUGUGCUGAUUGUGGGAGGAGUUUUAAUCGGAAAGGUGACCUUCAAAGACACCAGCUAACUCACAGUACAGAUAAACCGUUUCAGUGUGCUGAUUGUGGGAAAGGUUUUAAUCGUAAAUAUAGACUUCAAGCACACCAGCGAAUUCACACGGGAGAGAAAACGUAUGUGAGUCCUGUAAGUGGAAGGAGUUUCAAUCGGAAAGACAACCUCAGAACACAGCACAUAACCCACACGGGAGAGAAACCUUUUGAGUGUAGUGAGUGUGGGAAGAGAUUUCUAGAGUCAAAAAAACUAAAGAAACACAGUCUAGUUCACAGAGAUGUUGUCAGGUAGGACACUUACAAAAAAAAAAACAAUUCAGUUUACUCAAUGAAAGCAUCUCAAUCACACCAGAAUACCAAAGCAGACCCUGCGUCUCUCUCGUCGGUUUCAAAUGCAGGGAGCUGUGAAAAUAAACUAAUUCAACUCAAAAAAUCCCAAGCCUGCUGUUUAUGCAAAUGAUUGUAGCCCUGUUUCCUACAGCAGUGCUUCUGAAACUGGGGAGGCACAGAAUGUAUCCUGGGGGGGGGGGGGGGGUGAGAAAGCUCAUGCAAACAUGUGUAGAAAUGAACGCGCACAUCUUAACCAGUAUAUAUAUUAAAACAAAUGCUACUGCUGACACCUCCUGCCACACGAAGUACCGCAGACGAGAGGAAGGAUCCCAGGGUGUCAGCUUCAACAACAUCACUGGGGAGUGGCUUCCAGACCCUCACAAUUCUCUGUAAAAAAAAAAAUUGCCUCCUAUUUUAUUUACAAUUUGGUGCAUAUUUCCAAUGACAGAUGUUAGAACAUCAGUAGAUACACCACAACCCUGCAGUUUUGCAAUUACAGACGCACACAUUUCCUGGGUGAGAUCCUUCGUCACGUAGCAGCUUUGUGAAGUUCCCGGUGAUUCUAAAGAAAAAUCAUUCAAGUCGCUUUGCCGGUCAGAGAUACUUACAUCUAUCAUUGGAAAUAUGGAGGAACUUGUGCAUGAAUUGCAUUCAGAUAUAAAAGAUGAUGUAAUGGGCUUCGUAUCUUCUCACGACACCAUCAGAUCUAAGAUGGAGAAAAGCUUUGACAGCUUUGAAGAUCAAUUUAGAAACUUUAAUACUGAAGCUAAAUGGAAAAAACAUUUCAGUGAAAAAUGGGGUGUAUUUGUAUUUUGAUUUUAAGUUCUAUAGUUUUAGAAUUGAAAUAAGUAUUGUGGCACUUUGAGGGCUGGUUAUGCAAUGGGAAUUUCUAUAAAUAUGGAGAUAUAAAGGAAGAUGUAAAUAUCACUCCUUCCACAGAAGGUGCAGGUUUGUCACUGCUUCCAUUGAAUUGAGGAGAUUUAGAAAUCGCAGCCAAAAGUGUGUUCACAAAGAACGUCCAAAAUAUGAGUUCCAGAAUAAAUUUCCCGUAAGGCAACUCUCAUUUAAAGAUACAGCUCUCAUUUUUUAAAAAUAAUAAUAAAUACAGAUGCAAAAAUACUUCAUAGUAUCAUCAAAAAAUAUUGUGGCCAGAUUCACACACAUAAGGUUAACCAUCCACACAUAUAUAAGACAACAACAUAAAGAAAAGUGAACUUGUAAAUAUUAGCUAUGACCUUUAACCUCUAAAGUCAGCAACCAUUUUGUUUCUGCUGAUGUGGCACUAUCAGCCAUUUUUAUAUGUUGAGGUAUCACUGGUGGCCAUCUUUUAUACACGGCUGACCAGCAACAAGGAAUACGAACUUUUUUCUUUGAAAUUAUAUUUUCUCUUUGCUUGUGUUGUUCUCCAAGAAAGGGGUUACACUGCAGUGAUUUGGGGAAAAUGGGGGAAAUGGUAUGUCAGAAUUCAUUACUCAUGCAUAUCACAAGCACACACACACACAUUCAUACAUGAAGGGAAGUAGGAAAGGUUCUUGGAGUCAACAAAAAUACCUUGGUACAAAAAUAAAUUAAAAAGCCACCCUGUCACACUCCUUUAGUUUAUUACAGAGCCUGUGACUUUGAAAAUGGGGAACGUCCAGACUCCAGCAACACUCAGGAACACCAUGGAGGGGCUGCUGUUUGAGUUACUAGCCGAGAAAGUGGCUUGUAAGAGACUCUUUCAAAACGUGAUCCCCGUAAAUGUAAAAAUGUUCAACAACUUAAAAUGUAUAACCAAUUUAAUACAUAGAGAUGCUGAUGCUCAAGAAUGGCAAGAGCUGUUCGAUACACAUGUAAAACCACAUAAAACCCUAAAGGACUUUUUAAUGAAUAUAGUAUCAAGUGUUUAAUGAAAUAGACGACCACAUGUUUAUACAUCUAAUUGUUUUGUAUGCUUAUUAUUAUUAUUAUUUAUUUCUUAGCAGACGCCCUUAUCCAGGGUGACUUACAAUUGUUACAAGAUAUCACAUUAUUUUUACAUACAAUUACCCAUUUAUACAGUUGGGAUUUAACUGGAGCAAUUUAGGUAAAGUACCUUGCUCAAGGGUACAGCAGCAGUGUCCCAUACCAGGGAUUGAACCCACAACCCUCCGGUCAAGAGUCCAGAGUCCUAACCACUACGCCACACUGCUGCCCUGAUGUCUGUUUUAAUAACCUGGCUAGGUUUUUAGGAGAUGAGGAUGUAUCAAAAGAAGUACAAAAUGGAAUACUUAGUGACUUACCAUGAAUGUUUGUGUAAAGACUUUAUAAGCCUCUUGAUAAACUGAAUAAACCUUUUGAACUACAGUUGUCUCAGAUGUGUUAUGAUAAACUUUGAAUAAAAACCUUUUGAACUA
Molecule: messenger RNA, 3565 nt
Organism: Acipenser ruthenus (sterlet)
Lineage: Eukaryota; Metazoa; Chordata; Actinopteri; Acipenseriformes; Acipenseridae
Product: gastrula zinc finger protein xLCGF3.1-like
Exons: 2
Coding region: 1-1152 (383 amino acids)
Biological process (GO): negative regulation of transcription by RNA polymerase II; regulation of immune system process; regulation of cytokine production
Source: RefSeq, a predicted model, not a curated record